GAUUGAGAUCCAAAACCUCCCAAGACAUUUUGGAUUUGCGGUUAAACAACAUGGUGACUCCACUGUGGAACCAGCCGUAUGAGGACCAGCUAUCCACCAAACAAACCAACACCAGGGAGUUUCUGAGGAAUUUAUCCAAGAUGCUGCAACGGAACAUUGGGGAGAUGUCUCCCUGGCUGAAGCAACAAAGGAAGAACCACAGUAGGAUGGCAUGUGAGUUGGAGCCAAUUAAGCCAUCGCCAGUAUUAGAGAGCUAUCGCAUCAAGUGUGAGUUUACCAUCGGCAAGAGUGUAGAUGGCAUCGAUAACACUGUUGGUUUUCGGCUUGGCGCUUACAAAGGUUUUGACCUACAAGAGAACCAUUCCACCAGCACCUCUGACGUACCGGUGACUGGUGCUGCCAAAACGGAUCCUUAUCACUAUCUGACGCAACAGCACUUCACCUCAGAGAUCUUCAAGAUUGAGAUCCAAAACCUCCCAAGACACUUUGGAUUUGCGCAACCGAAGAAGAUGUUGACUGGUCUGCAACUGAAACCCAAGAAAGUCAAGGCAGUCAACAAGGCAACCUAUGCUUUUGUGACAUUCAGCUGCCAAGAAGAUAAGGAGGAGGCAUUGAAAGUACUCAACAGACACAAAUGGAUAGGACAAGUACUCAAAGCCAAGGUAUUCACAAAGUCACUUGUGGUUUUUACUAUUGGCACUUGCUUCUGUUGGCACUUUCAAUGAAUUUACAUAACUGAUCAACAGUCUUAGUAUUGGCUACCAGUGCAAGGGGUCUCGUGGCUGCUAUUGCUGUGGUUACAGGUUCACGUUCCUGCAAU
Molecule: messenger RNA, 820 nt
Organism: Patiria miniata (bat star)
Lineage: Eukaryota; Metazoa; Echinodermata; Asteroidea; Valvatida; Asterinidae
Product: tRNA (uracil-5-)-methyltransferase homolog A-like
Exons: 8
Coding region: 51-725 (224 amino acids)
Molecular function (GO): nucleic acid binding
Source: RefSeq, a predicted model, not a curated record